Molecule: messenger RNA, 1570 nt
Organism: Lytechinus variegatus (green sea urchin)
Lineage: Eukaryota; Metazoa; Echinodermata; Echinoidea; Temnopleuroida; Toxopneustidae
Product: glutamine amidotransferase-like class 1 domain-containing protein 1
Exons: 8
Coding region: 172-846 (224 amino acids)
Source: RefSeq, a predicted model, not a curated record
GAUUUUGGAUGGAGUCUAUUGAUCCUCCCAUUUUCACUUUCACAGUCCCACGUGUAGUAUUCUGUGUGCAGAGUUAAUCUACAAUUUAGAUUUCCCUCUAAAAAGCUAGUUCUGCUUUAAUUUUGAAGGUCGGUAGGUUAUUUCGACUUAUUUUCUAGCUACAGAGAAGAUAUGGCAAAGCCACAGUGCCUUUUGCUGCUUAGUUCCAGUUCAGAAGGUGGAAUCCAAGCUCAGUCCUUCAUUCAUGCAUUCACCUUGGCCCAUUCAGCCUUCAAUGUACAAAUCACUUCUAAAGAGGGUAGACUAGGAGACUUUGUAGGUAAUGAUGAGAAUAGUAAAAGAUGGAUCAGUGAUUUUCGUUCUAAGCCCUACUCGAUGCCUCUCAGACUGGACGCAGUUGAAGCCUCCAGAUAUGCAGCCUUAUUGAUACCAGACUGUACAGGCGCCCUCUAUGAUUUGACAAAGGACAGGGUUUUAGGUGCCAUCAUCAAACACUUUGUUGCUGAAAAGAAACUUAUAUGUGCAAUCGGAUCAGGGGUGGCGGCUCUCUGCUCCACCAAGUCCUCAGAAACAAAGUCAUCAAAGUGGUUAUUUGCAUCUUACUGCCUUACUGCGCCCUCGGUGUACGAGUUGGCGAGAUUGUCCUCUUUUUCCAGUCUACCCGUCAUUCUGGAGGAUUUCAUCAAAGACAAUGCAGGGAAAUAUACAGCAAGUGAAGCUGGUGCUAUUCAUGUCGUCGUUGACCGCUGUCUCAUAACUGGACAAAACGAAGCGUCCACGAUCAUGGCGGUCCAGAACCUCAUAUUAGCCACAAACUCAAGGCAAGGGAAACACGUUGGAUUAUGAUUCUGCGGUCAUGUACUCAAGAAUAGAUUGAUGUCAUCACAAUGCAUCCAUCAUAUUGAGUGGCUUCGAAUACUGCCUUUUUGCUCAAGUGCGAUUGAGCUCAGCAAUAUAGAUCAGAAACUUUUUUGACACCUAAACAAAAUUUGUGGUGCUGAGGUAAGAGACUAUUAAGGGUGUUGCAAAGCGAUAAAAAAUUGGGAUUCGAUCAAAUAGGCCAUGCCGUAAUUAGCACAAGGGCAUUUCUUUGCAAAUGACCUUUCCUUUUUUGUCAAUUGUAUAGGUACUGAAUUUAUUGGUAUUUUAAAAAAAAUGAUGAUGUUAUGUAAGCUUGCCUGGGAUACCAAACUUUCUGCUUCAUAGACCAGGCGACACGACUUGUAGGUUACAUUGAUUUUCAAUUGGGAAGGCUUCUUUUAAUUAACUGACUGUCAUUUUAUCCCAUUUCCAAAUAGCUAACAUGGCCAUACUCUUUGUUUCUAUUCUUUAAAUGGGAUAAUAAGCAUUCUUUGAAAUAGCAUUUGAAUAAUUACUCUCAUCAGGCAGAAAUUGUAAUUUUGAAAUGGCUCAUACUUUUUGCAUGUUGGUGCAAAGUUAUUUGCCUAGACUUGCACAGUACUUGCAAGUAUCAGAAAAAAAGUCCCAAAGUCAAUAUCGCUUUAAAGGGAAAGUUCACCCUGACAAAAAGUUUAUUGUAAAAUAGCAGAAAAAAUAAUUAAAAAUAUUG